UGGCAUUCUUUUAGUUCGAUUUCGUGUGCGGACGUCGACUGUCAGACGGCUCCAAGAAUUUAGCCGGGAAAUCGGGGAAAAUCACCAACAACAACAAAAAAAAAACAAGAAUCACGGGAAAAUUGGCAACGCGUGUUUACAUUUUAAUUUCCUUACGUGCUAAGACCCAAAUAAAUAUGUAAAAGUCAUUUAUAGGAAAAGCAAAAACACAUAUCUUGCUAUUGAAAGUAUAUACUAUAGCCAACGGAUAUAUGAUUUAUAUUUAAAUCUCGUGCGGAUUGUUCCAAUAACGUUUAGAAGAGUUAAAAAUAAGCCAGCUACUUGAAUUAUUUUCCAUAAAAACAUCAAAUAAAACAAAAAUCCAAACAUAAUCGUAAACGAGGAAAAGAAACGAUUUUCUUCAAAUCAACAAUGCGGCAAUAUUUACUUUUGUUUGGCGCGCUCAUCUCGCUGCUGGCCUCAGCUUACGCCAUCAAGUGCUAUGCCUGCGAAUCUGUCUACGAGGCAAGUUGUGGCGAGGACUUCGAAGUCGAGAACCAUUUCAAAUACGACUGCGCCUUCAUUGCCCCGCCGCGGUUUUUGGAGAAUGACCUGCUCAGCCCGAAUGCCACGGCCUGCUUGAAAAGGGUAUUCAAAGAAAACGGCGUGCGUAAGAUCGUCAGGGGCUGCUACUUUGGCGAGGUGAAUGCCACCGAUACGUGGUGCAAAAUGGAUCCCACACUGACGGCAGUGCAGAAUGCCAGUUGUUAUGUCUGCGACAACGAGAAUUACUGCAAUGGAGCGGAAAGUCCAGUGGAUAAAUGGAAAAUCUUCGGCAGCCUGCUAAUGUUUCUCUUGGCAUCUCAGCUACUAUGAAAUGACAGGAAGACGAGGCAGUGGAAAUGUGGGCCAAGAAAUGCACAAUAAAAGGCAAAAUAACUUAAGUAAAUCUAGUUCAAUUAAGAUGUAUUCCCAAAGGCCCAGAACUACUAUUUACCAAAGCCCAUAAAGCACACACAAUCUAGUCAAAACUACCCCACAGUAAUAAUGAUCAAUCAACGGUAAACAGGGCGUAUGAGUAACAUCAACAGAUAUGAGCCGAAAAGCUGGCAAACAUAUUUCGAACGAUCUAAAUACAAACUAAUAAAAACUAAUUUUACACAGAA
This is a messenger RNA of Drosophila eugracilis, 1145 nucleotides long. RefSeq lists its product as uncharacterized. Gene Ontology annotation, biological process: sleep; regulation of synaptic transmission, cholinergic; positive regulation of voltage-gated potassium channel activity. NCBI's taxonomy places the organism in Eukaryota, Metazoa, Arthropoda, Insecta, Diptera, Drosophilidae. The transcript has 3 exons. The record is from RefSeq and is a predicted model, not a curated record. Bases 412 to 855 code for a protein of 147 amino acids.